This is a messenger RNA of Vitis riparia (riverbank grape), 1304 nucleotides long. RefSeq names its product vicilin-like seed storage protein At2g18540. The record is from RefSeq and is a predicted model, not a curated record. Gene Ontology annotation, cellular component: UTP-C complex; CURI complex. Gene Ontology annotation, biological process: ribosomal small subunit assembly; rRNA processing. NCBI's taxonomy places the organism in Eukaryota, Viridiplantae, Streptophyta, Magnoliopsida, Vitales, Vitaceae. The coding region runs from base 63 to 1007 and encodes 314 amino acids. The transcript has 8 exons.
GUUCUACGGAGGAAACGAAACCAACGCCUAAACCCUAACCUCCACAGGUAGAGGAGACAGAGAUGGGAAACGACAUGGAAGUGAAGAAGAAGAAGAAGAAGAAGCAGAAGCUUAACUGUAGGAGUUCCAAGCUCUUGGAAAUUGGGGAAAAUGUAGACAAACUGGUACAAGAAAAUAAAGAAAAUAAAUCUUCUGGGAAGAAGAAAAGAAAAAGGGAAAAGGGAAAUCAAGUUCAUGCUGGCAAAGCUGUUAAGUUCAGUAUUGAAGAAGAUAAGUCAAAUGAAGGAGAAAGGGAAAGGCAAAAGAACAAAUCAUCAAGGAAAAAGAACAGAAAAAAUGAGGAGAAAAAUACAGUUGUGCUUGGCAAAGUUGAUAGACCAGAAGAGGAAGUAGCAGGCCCAGGCCAAUCUAAAACUCAAAGCAAAACUGAGAAUUCCAACAGGCCUGAGGAGGCUAGUGUUGCAGCAAAUAUGAGAACAAGUAAGUCGAAGAAAGCUGCAAAAAAUAAGGAGGAGAAAUUUACAAAAUCAUCAAAAAAACAAGUGGAAAAUGAACCAGAUGAGGUCUAUCAUAUCUCUUCAGGGGAUGAAGAUUGCUCAAAAGGAAUGAAAAAAUGGAUAAUGAAAUACCGUCAGAGCAGACCAGGGCUGAAGAUGUUGCAACAAAGGAUUGAUGAGUUUAUAACUGCUCACGAGGCAGAAGAGGAACAGGCAAGAAAAGAAAGGGAAGCCCGUGCUUCAGAAGGGGGAUGGACUGUUGUUGUACAUCAUAAAGGGAGGAAAAAGACAACAGAUUCCGAAAGUGGGAUUGCGGUGGGCUCUGUUGCCCAAGCUGCUGUGAUGGAUAAAAUGGGCAAGAAGAAAAGUAAAGAAAUUGGUCUGAAUUUCUAUCGCUUUCAGAGAAGAGAGGCACAGAGGAAUGAGCUAAUGAUGCUGCAAAGCAAAUUUGAGCAGGAUAAAAAGCGGAUACAGCAACUGAGAGCUGCAAGGAAGUUUCGGCCUUAUUGAAUGCCCCAACCCCCUUACAAAGAAGCCCCUGCUUCCCAUUUUUCUUGCUUGUUUAUUGUCUAGAAUUUUACAACUUAAGAUGUAGAAUUAUCAUUGCCAUAUUUACAAGUACCUAUUUGAAACAGUCUGCGGGUUCAAGCUGCAAAAAUUGGCAGUGUAAUUUUGUUAUUAGGAAUAUACAACAAAAAUUUUGUCUUCUAUGGUUUGUCUGUAGAUUCCUGAUGUGUUAUCAUUUUCUGGAAGAGAGCUAGCAUAUGCCUUUGCCCACCUAUUGAGAAAGGAAACAGAUGCUUGUGA